Glarea lozoyensis ATCC 20868 is the source of this 747-nucleotide messenger RNA. RefSeq lists its product as uncharacterized. The coding region runs from base 1 to 747 and encodes 248 amino acids. The record is from RefSeq and is a predicted model, not a curated record. The transcript has 5 exons. Gene Ontology annotation, biological process: glutathione catabolic process. Lineage: Eukaryota; Fungi; Ascomycota; Leotiomycetes; Helotiales; Helotiaceae. Gene Ontology annotation, molecular function: glutathione specific gamma-glutamylcyclotransferase activity; gamma-glutamylcyclotransferase activity. Gene Ontology annotation, cellular component: cytoplasm.
AUGUCCACCGGUAGCAAUCCAAGAGAAGAGAAUGGCGAGUUCUGGCUAUUUGGCUACGGGAGCUUGAUUUGGAAACCCCCGCCAUCAUUUGAUAAACGAAUUCCAGGUUAUGUGACGGGAUACGUCCGGAGAUUUUGGCAGGUAUAUGUUCCUUCCAGUAUGUUUACUAGCUCGCACCCUGACUAUCAUCAGGCUAGAGGUACCCCGGAAGCUCCUGGUCGAGUGGUGACGUUAAUCGAGCGUUCGUUUUGGGAGACUCUCCAUGAUCCUCAUCCAGAUGCAAGCGACAAAGUAUGGGGAAUCGCUUACCGAAUCGAAAAGGCAAAAGUUGACGAGGUAAAGGACUAUUUGGAUAUUCGAGAAAUCAAUGGCUACUCAGUCCACUACACCCAGUUCUACCCGUCCGACGGCUCUGAUACCAUCAAUACUUUAGUUUAUAUAGGAACACCGGACAACGACCAAUUCAUGGGCCCGCAAGACCCUCAAAAGCUAGCAGAACACAUCCAUAGAAGCGUAGGACCAAGCGGCCCAAACAUCGACUACUUGUUGAGCUUAGAAGUCGCGUUAGAUUCUCUCAGCACGGAGAGCGGAGAUGAGCAUAUUAAGGAUCUCGCGAACCGAGUCCGGAAGACCCAGGCUGGAGUAAGUACGAAACAAGCUUUAGAUCGAGAGCUUGAGAAGAAUGGAAGCACAGAUGAACAAGAGGAGACAGAGAAGCCAGGUUUCGGAGACAGCAAAGCCAAAUAA